Molecule: messenger RNA, 2998 nt
Organism: Drosophila serrata
Lineage: Eukaryota; Metazoa; Arthropoda; Insecta; Diptera; Drosophilidae
Gene: roq
Product: RING finger and CCCH-type zinc finger domain-containing protein roquin
Biological process (GO): ubiquitin-dependent protein catabolic process; protein polyubiquitination; nuclear-transcribed mRNA catabolic process, deadenylation-dependent decay
Cellular component (GO): cytoplasmic stress granule
Molecular function (GO): mRNA binding; double-stranded RNA binding; RNA stem-loop binding
Source: RefSeq, a predicted model, not a curated record
GGUCAUACUGAUUACUUCCAAAUUUUUUACAAAAAGUUCCAAUGAAAAUUAAAAAACAUCUUUUCGUACCUUUAAUGCAAUAAUAUGUAUAUAUUUAAAUAUAUAUAUAAUAUAUAAUAUGAAGCAUGCCGAUUCAGGCUCCCUCAUGGACAGAUUUUCUGAACUGUCCCAUCUGCUGCAAUGAAUUCGCGGCCAGCCAGCGCUGCCCGGUCAGCCUGGGCUGCGGACACACCAUUUGCAAGCUAUGCCUGACGACCCUCUACAAUCGGCAAUGUCCCUUCGACCAGACUGUGAUUGUCAGCGACAUCGACAAUCUUCCGGUAAACCAUGCCCUACUCCAGUUGGUCAAGGAUUCGGAGCUGGUGGAGCUGGGACCUCCACCGCCCAGUGUCCAGAAGCUUGAACCGGAGCACCUGAAGUGCUACCAGUUGGGUCAGCGAUGCAUUGAGGAGCUGGCCUUGCACUUGAAGUCCUUCCUCAACCUGAACGGCAAUGGCAAUCUCCUGACGCGACCCAUGCAGCGCAAGCUGGUCACCCUGGUCAAUUGUCAACUGAUGGAGGAGGAGGGAAGGGUGAGGGCACUGCGUGCAGCUAGAUCCCUGGGCGAGCGUACGGUCACCGAGCUUAUUCUGCAGCACCAGAACCCCCAGCAACUGAGCUCCAAUCUAUGGGCAGCGGUUAGGACAAGAGGAUGUCAGUUCCUCGGACCCGCCAUGCAAGAGGAGGUGCUAAAGCUGGUACUCCUGGCCUUGGAGGAAGGAUCUGCGCUCUCGCGAAAAGUGCUGGUCAUGUUCGUGGUGCAGCGUUUGGAACCGCAGUUCCCCCAGGCCUCCAAGACGAGUAUUGGUCAUGUGGUGCAGCUACUAUACCGUGCCAGCUGCUUCAAGGUAUCCAAGCGGGAGGCGGACUCAUCGCUGAUGCAACUCAAGGAGGAGUUCCGGACGUACGACGCCCUGCGUCGAGAGCACGAUGCCCAGAUUGUCCAAAUAGCCACCGAGGCGGGCCUGCGAAUCGCUCCGGAGCAAUGGUCUUCCCUCCUGUAUGGCGACGUGAUGCACAAGAGCCACAUGCAGAGCAUCAUCGACAAGCUGCAGACGCCCAGCUCCUUCGCUCAAUCGGUGCAAGAGCUGGUCAUCGCUCUGCAACGCACCAGUGACCCGGCCAAGCUGGCAAGUCUCCAUCAUCACCUCAAGUACCUGGCCAAUAUCGAUCCCUGUGCGGAGGUGGCUCCCUGGCCGGAUUUGGCUGAAGCCUUGGACGCGGUUCGCCACUCGGUUGUGGGUCUGGUGAACUUCCUUCAGCAUCAUGGCGUGCGCAAGGCCCAGGAUGGAAUCAGUGGCAGUGGCAGUGGCGGAGCAGCUACCAGCAAUCCCAAGUACAAGAUCAGCCUGUGCAGGGACCUAAACGUGCGGAGGGUUUGUCCCAGAGGUGCCAGCUGUACCUUUGCCCACUCCCAGGAGGAGGUGGAGCGCUAUCGUGCCCGGAAUCGAGGUAAGCACAUGAAAACACCAUUGGCUCUGCAGGGACCUCCAGGGAUUAGUGGCGGAGCCAUCAAAAAACCACUGGGCGAGCCGGAUGGACAACCCAUGGGAAUGCCACCCAUGUUGCCUGUGUCGCCGAUGCACUACAUGGGCUCACCCAGGGGCUAUCUAGAGCCCAAUUUGGGUCUUUCCCCCGGAGGUGGGGGACUGCCACCACAGCAACCGCCACCGCCGCCGCUGCUUCAUCCUUCGCACCACAGCCCCAUUGCACGACUGAUAGUGCCCGGUCGCUACGAUCCCCGCUUCACUGGCUAUGGCGUGGCACCGCCGAGGAAUCCAUCGCCGCGGGACUAUCAAGGCAAUCCGGGUCCGGGAGUACCGCCUCCGCAACGCAAUGCCAACCCACCGAGCUUCAGUGUGAACAACAACAUGCACAAGGGCUUUAUGCUGCCCGGCGGUGGUGAUGUCUUCCACAUGGGUCAUCCCUGGGAGCAUGCCUACCUGGGACAGCAGCAGCAGCCGCAGCAUCCUCAGCAUCCCCAGCAGCAGCAGCAGCAGCCACCGUCCAGCAAGCCGAAUCCCAGCCGACCGUUGUCGAUUUUAGCCGCAACAGCUGAUACCUCAUUUUAUGAAAAGAAACCGCCGAAUAGUGUAAACAUAGACCUGGACAGAUCCUCGGAGUCCGAUGUGGAUGUUCUGCCUCUGUUCCGUCGCUCCAACAACAACAACAACAUCAACAGCAAUAACAAUAACAACAGCUCCCACAACAACAAUAAUAACAACAAUCAUGGCUCAUCUCUGCUGUUCUGGAAUAACUCGAGCAAGGAGUCAGCGAACUUUGUACGCUCCGAUUCCAUAUUGGAUGACGAUGCGUCGACGUUUGAUGUGCCCACCGGCUCCUCCAUGCACAGUCGCUACGGUCCGAUUUGUCCCAAGAGUAGCACCGGUUCUGGUUCCACCAAUUGGAAUAAUUGGUUGCUGGAGAACGAUAUGAAGAAUGCCGAGUUCCUGAGCGACAAGACAACCGAUCUGGGAUAUGGGGGCGGCUACAAGAGCGAUAGGAACGAUAACUUUAAUGCCAGCAAGCCGCAGCAACCGAUGUGGGGCAGAAAGCCGCAACUGAUGUCGGAGGACAGCUUCGAGGGCGGCAUCGACAGUGGUAUGAUGCUGCAGCUGGAGAAGAACCUGGUCGACAUUGUCGAUCCCGAUGAUAGCGGCAUCAAGGUGGACUAAACAACAGUCCUGGGCACUCACCCAGAGGAUAUAUCUAUAUAGGGUUUAUAUAUAGAACGAAGAUGAGUGGUAGAAUAUGUAUAAUGCAAUCAUUUUACACAUCGUUAGAAAGGUUUGUACCGCACAGUUCAAACUCUUUGGUAGAAUUUCAAUUGUAACCGUAACUGUAGUUAAAAACUGAUCCGACCGAUCCGUUAUUGGAUCGGAGCCAAAACAAAAACAUCAAAAUGGGUUGGGUACCGUCUAUUAGAAUAUAUUAAAUAAUUGUCUAAUUAGUUCAUUGU